UUCAGUUUUUUUUUUGUUCAAUUUCAAUGUUGGGGAGCUUAAACCAUUGUUGUUCUUCAGUAUCACCACAGUCCACAAAGCCAAUAAGCUCAUCAAUGAACUUCGCAACUUUGAGAAGAUCAAUUUCUUACAAUCUUCUUCAAAGAGCUUUUCCAAUUCGUGCUUAUUGCACUGUGUAUUGUUCAAAUUCAAAGCGUAAUAAUUUGUUUUCCAGAAUUAGCCCUGUGAGGCAUGCGGAUCUCAUAAUUCCAGUUCUGGAUGAAUGGGUGGAUGAGGGCAGAAAGGUCACUAGUUUCGAGCUUCAACGCAUUGUUCGUGAUCUCCGUAGCCGGAAACGGUUUUCUCAAGCUCUCCAGGUUUCAGAGUGGAUGAGUGUAAGAGGUCUUUGCCCUUUCAAGUCAGGAGACUGUGCUGUGCAUUUGGAUCUUAUUGGUGUUGUGCAUGGUUGGGAAGCUGCAGAGUGCUACUUUAAUAACCUUACCGAUGAACAGAAGAAUGAUAAGACUUCCGGUGCUCUCUUUAACUGUUAUAUUAGAGAACGCCUGGUUGAGAAGUCCCUAGCCCAUUUUCAGAAAAUGAAGGAACUUGGUUAUGCUCACUGCACUCUUGUUUACAACAAUCUCAUGUGCCUUUACAGAAGUACUGGCCAACUUGAGCAAGUCUCUGAUGUGCUAUCAGAGAUGAAGGAGAAUGGUGUCACCCCUAAUAACUUCAGCUAUCGGAUCUGCAUCAAUUGCUGUGGAGAAAGAGCUGAUUUUAGUGGUAUGGAGAAGCUUCUUGAAGAAAUGGAAAGUCAGCCUUUCAUAUCAGUGGACUGGAUCACCUAUUCCAUGAUGGCUAAUGUUUAUAUUAAAGCCAAGUUCAAGGAGAAAGCUCUUAUUUUCUUGAAAAAGUUAGAAGAUAGGCUACAUAAAGAUCCAAUAGGUUACAAUCAUUUGAUCUCCCACUACGGAAAUCUAGGCAAUAAGGAAGAGAUGUUGCGAUUGUGGGGUGUACAUAAGGUUGUGUGUAAAAAGCAAAUUAACAGGGACUACAUCACCAUGCUAGGUUCCUUAGUGAAGCUUGGUGAACUAGAGACAGCUGAGACCGUGCUAAAAGAGUGGGAGUCAUCUUGCCGCACCUACGAUUUUAGAGUGCCAAAUAUCCUUCUAAUUGGAUAUUGCCAGAAUGACUUAGUUGAUAAAGCCGAAACCAUGCUGCAAGAUAUAGUCAAGAAAGGUCAGACACCAAUCCCAAAUAGUUGGGCUAUCAUUGCUGCAGGGUACUUGAAUAUGAAUAAUAUGGAAAAGGCUUUUGAAUGCAUGAAAGAAGCUAUAGCUGUACGAGGAAAAAAUCCAGCAUGGAGACCAAAACCCCAUCUGGUGUCAAGCAUAAGUAAAUGGCUCGGUGACCAACAAGACGCUAGAGAAGUAGAGGCUUUCCUUAGCUCAUUAAAGACAGUAGUUACUGGAAAUAAAGACGUGCAUGAUGCCACUAGAAACACAGAAGCCAGUGGAAUAGAAGAAGAGAAUGAAAACGAAGAAAUUCUUAGCUAUGAGCAGAGCAAGUAAACUUCUGCCCAAGCCUGGACGAACAGGCGCCUGUCUCAUUUUCUCUAUUAUCCACUUCCAUAUGUUUGGAGAAAACGGAGAUAAAAAAGAGUAAGCCGCGCUGUUGUUACUGUUGAGGCUAGCUUUGUAUACUGUGAACUUAAUCAUUAUCUGUGCUUGAAGAUGUGUGUAGAGCAGUGAAGAACAAUGGUAC
This is a messenger RNA of Solanum verrucosum, 1743 nucleotides long. RefSeq names its product pentatricopeptide repeat-containing protein At4g21705, mitochondrial-like. The record is from RefSeq and is a predicted model, not a curated record. Lineage: Eukaryota; Viridiplantae; Streptophyta; Magnoliopsida; Solanales; Solanaceae. Gene Ontology annotation, cellular component: mitochondrion. The transcript has 2 exons. Gene Ontology annotation, molecular function: protein binding. The coding region runs from base 27 to 1550 and encodes 507 amino acids.